AUGGCCGACGACCGCAAGCGCGAGCCGCUCGCGUACAGGCCGACGAAGCGUGCGGUCGUGCGUGAGCUCGUGUCGCUUGCGUGCCUUGCCUGCGUGCUUGCUACGGCCUCGAUCUACUGGCACUACCGCCUUCCGACGCCGCUCGCCCCGACGACGCCGCUCGCGCCCAAGCCUCGUGGGUAUGCGAGCGACGCGUGGUUUGAUGCGCUGUUGUCCCACCAGCUGGAUGGCGGCGCGGCGUCUGCUUACGAGCUGGCCGACGGCGAGGCGUACGAUGGCCCGCUCUCGUCCUACUUCAGCGAGGCGAAUGCCAUGCUGACGAUGCAGCAUCUCUCCGAAGGCAUUGGGUACCGCGUGGUCGGCACACAGAAGCAUGUCGAUGCGGAAGUGUGGCUCGAGGAUGUGCUGCGCCGCUACGAAGGCACGCAUGCCACAGGUGGCAACGAGUAUGCGACGCACGUCGAGGUGUUUCGGCAGCAGAGCGAUGGCCGUCACCGCUUCGAGAUCCUCGGUCAUCCCGUGUGGAAGCGGUACUAUGGCAUGUCCAACUUGAUCGUGCGCGUCUCAGACGGAUCGGAAGAGAGCAAGGCGCAUACGCUGCUUGUGAACGCGCACAUUGACAGCACGAUCCCGUCACCCGGCGCGGUGGACGACGCGGCCGGCGUGGCCAUCAUGCUCGAGGCACUGCGGGCGCUCACGGUCCGUGGUGCGCCGCGCAUGAAACACGGCCUCGUGCUCCUUUUCAACAAUGGCGAAGAGUCGCUGCAGGACGCAUCGCAUCUGUACAUGACGCAGGAGAAUAUCACGCGCGCCAGCGUUCGUGCCGUGGUCAACUUGGAGGGCUGCGGUGUGUCCGGUCCGCCCCUGCUCUUCCAGGCGACGGAUCCCGCGCUCAUCGAGGCGUACAGCCGCGUGCCGCAUCCAUUCGGCACGGUCGUCGCGAGCGACGUGUUCUCGUCUGGCAUCAUUAUGAGCGACACGGAUUUCCGCCAGUUCCAGGAGUAUGGACACGGCCUGCCCGGCCUGGACAUGGCCGUCGUGGGCUCGUCGUACCUGUAUCACACGCGCCGCGAUGUGCCGUCGUAUGUCGAGCGCGGCGUCUUGCAGCACUUUGGCGAGAAUACACUCUCGCUGAUCGAGUCGCUGUGCCUCGAUGCUGCCUCGCCGCUAGCUCAGAUCCGCCGACGGCCCUUCCAGCGGCUCUUGCCUGUCUACUUUUCUAUCGCGAGCUCGUACAUGAUCGUGCUCUCGCCCCAUCUCUUCAAAAACAUCAUCACGUCGCUCUCCGUGCUCGUCAACUUUCUGCUGAGUGCGAUGAACUCGACCGAGCCGCGUACGGCGUUUGUGCGGAUGGCCAUGAUAUCCACCAUCGGCAUCGUAGGCAACUAUGUCGCGGCGCUCGUCGCGGCGAACGCGGUCGCCUUUGUGCUGCGUUGCAUCGCGCCCCUCUCGUGGUUCGGCCACGAAUUCUACGCCCUGGCGCUCUUUGUGCCGCCCGCGCUCACGGCCAUCGUGGGUGUGCAGCGCUGGAUUCACUCGCUGCCGGAACGCACGCGCCGUCCGUACCUCGAAUACUCGUCGUUCGCGGGCGCCAUCAUCUUCCACACCUUCAUGGCCCUGCUGAUGAACUUUUACCUACUGGGCUCCGCCCACGUCGCGGUGCUCAUUGUGCUCGCCUCCCUCGUGCCCCUCAUCGUCAACGACUAUCUCGUGCUCGGCCUGUCCCGCAUUUCGAGCGGCCUAGCACCAGAUACACGCCUUCAUUUCUCGACGUACCCGCUGCAUCUGCUGCUGCCCUGCACCAUUGGCGUCGAGGCCGUCGUGUCGUUCCUCGACCUGCUCGUGCCGCUUAUGGGACGCAUGGGCACGCACGUACCCGUCGACCAUGUGAUGGGAUCGCUCGUGGCUGUGCUCGUGUGCAUUGUCGCCAGUGUCGUGACGCCCUUGUGCCAUCGCUACGGACCUGCCUCUAUGCGCAAGACCAUGUGGGUAGGCCUGGGUGUGACAUGCGCCACGGCCGCGCUGUUUGCCGCGCAGGGCCUGCCCGUCUUUGACGACCGUCAUCCGCGUCGCCUGCUGCUGCACCACGUCGAAAACGUGACGAGUGGCGAGUGGCACGUCGCGCACUCCGUCCUCGACUCGGCCUCGCGCGACCGCCGCUUGGACGCUGCGAUCGAGCGGACAUUGCUGGGCGAUGCGCCCAACGCGUCGCUGAGCUGGGAUCAUGCGGCGCAGGCCGCGCCGGACAUGGACAUCCUGUUCCCGCUCACGCAUUUUAUUGACGUGACGCGUGUGACACUGCCAUCGACGCCGACGCGACAGGCCCUCUCACGCGACACGUCGCGGUGGGCCGGCGUGCGGCUGUCGUGCAAGGAUCUGCACUAUGACGCGGCGAAUCACACUCGUCAUGUCCUGCUGCGCCUCGAGCACCCCUAUUUGGCAUGGUCGACGCUGUCCUUUGACGCCGAUAUCGUCGAGUGGGACUUUGAUGAGCCGCCGCCUACAGGCAUGCAGCGGCACCAUCUCAAGGACGUAUCACGCUACGGCGAGCGCGCCUUUGAGAUGCGCCUCGCUCUGCGCACGGACGAGUGGCCGCCGCUCCCUGUGCCUAGUGACUCGCUGCGCCAGGCCACGGUGCCUCGUGGCCGCUUCCAGGUGCAUGUGUCGGGCCUGGAUGCCCAUGGCAUGUACCCGCACCACAAGGACGUGAGCAUGGACCGCUUGUCGAUGCAGACGCUCGGCGCUCUCGACGACAUGCUCAGGCGCGACUUCCCGGGUAUCGAUCCGAUGCUCGUUUCCAUCAUAGGCGGUGUGGGUGUAUGUUAG
Molecule: messenger RNA, 2826 nt
Organism: Malassezia restricta
Lineage: Eukaryota; Fungi; Basidiomycota; Malasseziomycetes; Malasseziales; Malasseziaceae
Product: zinc metalloprotease
Exons: 1
Coding region: 1-2826 (941 amino acids)
Biological process (GO): proteolysis
Molecular function (GO): metalloexopeptidase activity
Source: RefSeq, a predicted model, not a curated record